Chiloscyllium plagiosum (whitespotted bambooshark) is the source of this 1142-nucleotide messenger RNA. Its product is annotated as tumor suppressor candidate 2-like. Lineage: Eukaryota; Metazoa; Chordata; Chondrichthyes; Orectolobiformes; Hemiscylliidae. The record is from RefSeq and is a predicted model, not a curated record. Gene Ontology annotation, biological process: regulation of mitochondrial membrane potential; inflammatory response. Gene Ontology annotation, cellular component: mitochondrion.
UGCUGCCACCGCCUAUCCUCGACGUCAUAUCCGCCGGCCCCGGCCACUGACGUGAAAGUGGUUGCAAACAGGCGGCUGUGUGGACAGACUCCGACCGUGGGCGGGGUCCUUAUCAUUGCAGCUCCUAACGGUCACUGAGCAGCUCGAGCGUGGGUACGCGAGACCCAGGCUUCAGGCCUAGCCCUCUCCCGCCUCGCCACCAACCACCCUUCGCCUCCCUCUUCCCACCCUCACUCCCUUUCACCUACGUCCGAGAGCCGCCGCUCGGAGAUGGUCUCCGGCUGAUAAUGGGCGGCAGCAGUUCCAAAGGCCGCACCUUUUGGCCCUUCGGGUCGGGCGCCGUCAGCGACUCGGCGAACGGCGUCGGCGAGCAGAGCCUGGCACGGUACAAAGGCGGCCGGCUCGGGGCUACUCCUUUCGUCUUCAGCCGCCGAAGCUCGAUGUAUUAUGAUGAAGAUGGUGAUUUGGCUCAUGAAUUCUAUGAAGAAACAUUUGUCACAAAGAAUGGAAGGAAAAAGGCUAAACUGAAAAGAAUUCAUAAAAAUUUAAUACCUCAGGGGAUGGUUAAACUGGACCAUCCACGAAUCCAUGUUGAUUUCCCAGUGGUUUUAUGUGAGGUGUGACUGAAAUGCAAGUUUUCAUCAGAUUAAGACUUGUGCACUAUAGAUGACUGCCAGAUGCUGAAUUCUCCUUGGACCUUCAUUUCAGUGGUGGAGACUGGCCCAGUGAGCACAAGGCAUCUGUUUCAUUUGCGUGUAGUUUUUUUCUGCUACAGGCCAAACUCUCAAACAUUUCCCUUCUAUGAAUAUCAAUAGAGUAAUCUGAGAUUAUCCUAAUUCAAUUAAAUCUAGUCACAGUACAGAUAUACACUAAGAACUUUUGUGCUGUUUCAAGUAAUUGUGCUAGAUGACUAAGACUGGUACUCGAACAGUGUAAAUAGCUUUAAUUUAAUGCAGUCAUCAGGGAUAUUUAAACAUUGAGUCUGUAUAUAUGCAUCUGCACAGUGUUCAGCAGUAAAUAUAAUGACAUAUCCAUGAAAGUUGAUUAGUUACAAAGUUUGUUAUUUAUCAAUGACUUUUUUUUGUUCGAGAAUGUUUUAAUUUUCUCAUUGUGUAAUAAAAUUCCCAGCGAGUCUCUUGAAA